GUGGGGGCAUGACGUCAUUGUUGGGGUAUUUUUCAAGAUGGCGCUGGUCUGUGGCCGGGGAUGCCGCUGAUGCAGCCAGCUAAAACGUUUCAGUGGAUUUAAAUAAUUGUUCCGCCCGGCGACGACGCUACCUUCGCAAGAAAGAAAGAGAAGAUAUUAUUUUUAAGACACCAGAAAGUGACACGUUCCAUCCGGUGAGUGUCAGGUAACGUUGAAGGCUAAAAUGGUAGCCCCUUCCGCCGAGAACAACAAAACCUGCUGCCGAGCCGCCGGGCAGGAGGACUCGAUACGGGAUUCUAUGGCCGGGGCCGAGGCUCUCUCGACGGACUGAGUCGUCAUGGAAACGACGAAAGAGAACGGAGGUUCGUCUGCCGUUGACUUGAACGAGAACGAAGAGGAAGGCGGAGGUCAUACAUCUUACAUCGCGUUCAAAGACACCAGCACAGCGCUGCUAUCCGGUAUCCACGGGGGUCAGGAAGCUGGGAAGAGCCUUAUAUACGUGACCGGUAAUGGGAGGAAUGUCAACGGGGACGCCUCGGUGCAGCCGCCCCCGCAAAACAGGGAGAUAAUGUUGGAUUUGGUCGCUGCGGAGGAGUAUCUCCCCGGGCGGUUGACUGGCAGUUGUGUGGUUUCGGGGGUUUGCGGUGACCUGAACGGAUUAACUGAGUCAUUCGGUCAGGAGGAGCCGACGAUGGUCGGACUGGAAGGAGGAGGAGGAGGAGGGCUCGGCCUCGCAGUGACUACAGUGGCUUCCUGUCCAGCUGUGCUCGGGGGUCCGGUUUCAGUUGAGAGGCAGCAGCACCCUGCAGGGGAAAGCGGAGGGGAGACCCCGGAUCCCGACGAAGUUAUCCCGGGAGAAGGGACAACCAGCCGUGGCUGCAUCCGGACUUCUUUCCCCCUUGAUCGGCUGCCAUUCACGGGGAAGCACCAGCGGAACUGCGCAUGCUCCGCCGCGGCCCCCCAUUGUCCAGAUGUAAACAUGCCCAACGGGGAUGUUGACAGGCCGGAGUACUGCGGUCCCGGAGCGGAAAUGGCUUUCUGUAAACAGACAUUGUUUCCCAGCCCGGUGCUUGUGGGCCAGAGACCCAGCUUAUGCGACGUGGACUGUGAGGAAGGGAAAGUUGCCAACGGUGGUUUACACAUUGUGACCAACGCCAGAGCAACAUGUGACUGGUCCGACUCAGACUAUUCCCCCGAAAAUAACUCAGACAUAAAUUUCGACCUGGGGGCAAAGCAGGAAAACGGAGCCGGGUCGGGAUUUUAUCCGAGGAGCCCAAGCGACUUCAGCGGGACAUUGUUCUCUCAGUGCCCGGGGGAGGAUGCGCCACCUGCGGCAGAGCUCCCUCUCUCCUCCCCGGUCUCACCCAAGGACUCCCCCACCCGGGGAUCAAGUGCCAAACUCCCCUCACCCCGCACGUCAACCCUCUCCAACGUGAACGGCGACAGCCCGGUCUCUGAACCCAACAUCAGGGAGGAUGAUGAUGAGGAGGAUUUCAGUGAGCUCAGUUUACCCGUCAGGCCGUCAAGUUUAAGGACUAACCCCAACCUUGUGGUGUCCCUCAGCUGUGAUGCCACCCCGUUGUCUCCCGACGGGGAUGGGGACUUGUAUUUUGGGGACGAGGAGGACUUUAGGAACGUUUUGGAAGCGGGUCGCAGGCAGAGCGCCCCGGACCAUCUACCGGACCGGAGCGAACAGACAGACAGCUCGGACACCAAGCUGAUGCCAAAGAGGUUCGGCAUUGCUGAUUUCUUCACCAGGAGCCUGUUUUCUAGGAAACCCAAAGAGCCCAAGGCGCCAUCCCAUAAUGCAACAGGGUGGCGCCUGUUUGGCAAGACUGCAGCCAGAGAGGAUGAUCCAACCACAGACCCCGACUCAACAUUAUCCACACAGCAGUGUCCGCCCGAGGAGCAGGAGACGGACUCCGACGUGUCCCCGUGUCCUCAGCUUCCCCCGGCUGCCGGCAGGAGGAAGAACCUGGAGUUUGAGCCGCUUUCCACCACGGCUCUCAUCCUGGAGGACCGGCCAGCGAACCUGCCUGCCAAAUCUCUGGAGGAAACUCAGAGACACAAAAUGGAGUACGAGGAGAUGGUUGCAGGAGCAAAGAGGAGAGAGAUGAAGGAAGCCCAGAGAAAGAAGCGUCAGAUGAAGGAGAGGCACCGACAGGAGGACAGCAUCUCCAAUGCCAUGGUCGUCUGGAACACCGAGAUCCUGCCGCACUGGGACACCAUGAAGGGAACGAGGCGGGUUAGGGAUCUCUGGUGGCAGGGACUUCCUCCCAGUGUCCGAGGGAAAGUGUGGAGCCUCGCCAUCGGCAACGAGCUCAACAUCACACCAGAGCUGUAUGAGAUCUUCCUGUCCAGAGCCAAAGAGAAGUGGAGGAGUUACAGUGAAACCAGCUCAGUCAACGACAGUGAGAGUGACGGAGGAGCGUCUCUGGCUGACAGAGAGUCCAGUCUGGAUCUCAUCAAGCUGGACAUUUCCAGAACCUUCCCCUCUCUCUUCAUCUUCCAGAAGGGCGGCCCCUACCAUGAUCUCCUCCACAGCGUGCUGGGGGCUUACACCUGUUACAGACCUGACAUUGGCUACGUCCAGGGCAUGUCGUUCAUCGCUGCUGUGCUGAUCCUCAACCUGGAGGAGGCCGAAGCCUUCAUCACCUUCGCCAACCUGCUCAACAAACCCUGUCAGAUGGCCUUCUUCAGAGUCGACCACGAACUGAUGUUGAAGUAUUUCGCAGCCUUUGAGGUUUUCUUUGAGGAGAAUCUGCCUCGACUCUUCAGCCACUUCCAGACCAACAGCCUGACCCCCGACCUCUAUCUGAUCGACUGGAUCUUCACCCUGUACAGUAAGUCUCUCCCUCUGGACGUGGCGUGUCGGGUGUGGGACGUCUUCUGCCGGGACGGGGAGGAGAGUUUGUUUCGGACUGGGCUCGGCAUCCUGCGUCUCUUCGAGGACGUCCUGCUCCAGAUGGACUUCAUCCACAUCGCUCAGUUCCUAACCCGGCUGCCGGAGGACCUGCAGGCACACACACUCUUCAUCGCCAUGGCCAACACACACAUGGUCAGCAGGAACCGCCGCUGGGCUCAGGUCAGCAUCACACUCCGAGUUCAGGGCAACGUCAGUCAAUGAGUGUUUUCCGCAUUGAUGAAGGAUGGAAAUAAAGAGACGGACAAAAACACCAGCCCGGCUCUGAGAAGCUAACACUAGCCGACCCUCGCCGCUGACGCCCGUCUUUCUGAAACAUCAAAUCAUCCAAUCUAAUCGAGCUGUGAUGACGUCCGAUACGAAGGGGCCCGCUGUGGGGCUCGAAGCCUCGUAGCCCGAUGCUAAACGCUCACCCCCAGAGGCGUCGCUACGGAGCUCGGAGCGACCGCCACCCUGCCGGGCCUCGGACGGGCAGAAACCGGCGUCAGGACUUCAGCCCUGAGUCAUCUGAAGGAGGUCUGGAGUCGGUCUGUCCCGACGCCAGAGGCCGCUGUCAGUAUUUCUCCGGAGAUUGUCAUUCAAGCAGCUAGGUGACACUGCGCUCCCAGCCUAUGGAAGCUGGGAAAUUAAAAGUAACUCUGCAGAUAACGUUCUGUGUUUUCCCGACCCUCGCUUGCAGGACCGCUGUCUCCACGUCGGGACACAGUCAACCACUAACUCAGAGCCCCGUGUAAUUCUCAAAGACUCUUUCGGUGCUAAUGACUUUCUAGAGGCUUAAAAGAAGUCCUCUGGUUUGAUUAAGUAGAUUCUCGUAGGGUUUGAUUAAACAAUAUUAAUAAUUUGCGUUUUUAAGCGUAAUCUCUUUGAUUUAAAAAUUAAAACGACGUGAUUCUGCAGUAGCAGGGCUCGUGCUAACAUGCUUGUUGUAGCGCAUACAUUAGCCUCCUACGUUGAGCUCCUAGCUUGUUAAAAAUGACAUCUCUGGGCAACAACCCCCCCCCCCAUUAGAAUAUGGGGAAGAAACACGUGGAAGUUGAAUAAUUUUGUACAAUACAGUUGUUCUAAUUGAACUAAUACUCAUCUCAUCAGUGAUCCUAACGAGUCUGAGCGGACUAACUAUUACAUGCUUUUUUCCAGGAAACUAAUAAUUCCAAGGUCCAGUGGGCUCAAGAAGUCUUUUCUACAUGUGUGGAGUACUUUAAUAUGUUAUUCUGAAUAUA
Etheostoma cragini (Arkansas darter) is the source of this 4143-nucleotide messenger RNA. RefSeq names its product TBC1 domain family member 12-like. The transcript has 13 exons. The record is from RefSeq and is a predicted model, not a curated record. Bases 338 to 3127 code for a protein of 929 amino acids. NCBI's taxonomy places the organism in Eukaryota, Metazoa, Chordata, Actinopteri, Perciformes, Percidae.